UCUCUCCUCUACCACCUCCACACCCUCUUCCUCUUCAACAAGAGCGACGUCAAGACUGUUAUCGUCCCCCAGGCCGUCUUUGCCCUGGCCGCAGCAUCGUCAUGCCUGCCAACUCCUGCCUCUGGUGACCCGUCCCCGAUCCGUCCCUCCACCCUGCCAAGCAUCACCCCAACCCGCACCCUCCUCAUGCUGGCAUGGCUCUACUUGCACGUCCUCCUCGAGAGCAUCGCCAACCAGCGCCUCCCGUCCUCGAUCCUCGAAGACUCGCUCAACAAGCCCUGGCGGCCCCUCCCAGCCGGCCGGAUCACCCCUUCCCAAUCUCAGCGCCUCCUUCGCUUCGGCGUGCCGGCGGGCCUCGUGCUGAGCGUCGUCCUGGGUAACGUCGCCCCCGCGGGCGUGCUGAUCUGCCUGAUGUGGGUGUACAACGACCUGGACGGCAGCUCGGCGGGCCCUUUGCAGCGCAACCUGCUUAACGCCGCCGGGCUCGCAUGUUUCGGGUGGGGUGCUCUCGGCGCGCUCAGAUGGACGCUGCUCAUCGCGCUCAUCGUCGCCACGACCAUCCACGCGCAGGACUUCCCGGACCUCGAGGGCGACCGGGAGCGCGGGCGCAGGACCAUGCCGCUCGUCUACGGGCAGAUGCCGAGCCGCUGGGCGCUCGCGGCCGGCCUUGUCACGUGGUCCGUGGUGUGCCUGCGCUUCUGGGUGGUGCCGCUGGGGAUCUGCUGGAUGCCGCCGGUCCUGCUGGGCGGAUUCAUGGCCGGGCUGACGGUGGUGAACGGGAGCAGGCGGGACCAGGGGACGGACGAGCUUGUGUGGAAGCUGUGGUGCUUGUGGAUGGCUGUGUUGUUUCUGCUGCCG
Messenger RNA from Microdochium trichocladiopsis, 858 nucleotides. RefSeq names its product UbiA prenyltransferase family-domain-containing protein. NCBI's taxonomy places the organism in Eukaryota, Fungi, Ascomycota, Sordariomycetes, Xylariales, Microdochiaceae. The annotation marks the transcript as partial. Gene Ontology annotation, molecular function: transferase activity, transferring alkyl or aryl (other than methyl) groups. The transcript has 2 exons. Gene Ontology annotation, cellular component: membrane. The record is from RefSeq and is a predicted model, not a curated record.